This is a messenger RNA of Seminavis robusta, 2361 nucleotides long. The record is from the annotation of a GenBank genome assembly. NCBI's taxonomy places the organism in Eukaryota, Bacillariophyta, Bacillariophyceae, Naviculales, Naviculaceae.
AUGUAUGCUUUACGAUGUCCUGGCAUUCUUGCGGCCCUCCUGUGCCUGGUAUCCUUGGGCCUUGCCAAUGGUACCUCUACCUCUACGAGUACGAGUACUGGAACUAGUACUGUUCAAAGGACGCUGGGGAGGGGUAUUAAUAGCGGACUACGUAUUCGUGGAGGUAGAAUUCGUACCGUUAUGGCAACAUCCGAAAACGCGCGCCAUUUGAAAUACAGCAAGGACCGCGAUGGAAACAACAAGAGGAGAAGACCCAACCGAGUCGGUUACAAGGGAGAAAGUGAAGAUAUUGUUAAUAGCAGUGAAGAAGAAGCAGUACAAGAAGAGCAAGAAGAAGUGCACGAAGAGCAAGUAGAGCAAGAAGAAGAAGAACCAUCUUCUAUGGAUGAAGGCUUCUUGGCCAAUCCAGCUCUAGGUGCCAUCGAAGGAUUCAGUGGGGACAGUGCUAGUGCAGACAAUCUGGGUGGUGGAGGUUUCCUUUCAGACUUUGACACCGCCAUGGAUGCUCCAAUCUUUGCUGAAACACAACAUCCAACCACUUUGCCAACUAAAAAUCCAACAAUUGCACCCACCAGCCAACCCACCUUGGAACCAACUAGAACUCCAUCUCUUGCACCCACUCCAACCAAAGCCAGCCAAAAGGGUAAUAGACACUUCAAAGGAAAACGGGCCAAGAAGCAACCCAAUCCAAAGAGCAAGAUACGAGAAAUGCAUAGACUCAAACAACCAAAACUAUCCCAGGAUACAGAUACAGAUACAGAUACAGAUACCGCUAGCUUCGAUGCAGUGGGGGAUCAACUCAAUCAGGUGGCUGAUUUGACAGACCAGUCAGCAAGGCAAGAUGACAGCAUGCCAGAAAGCCCCACUGCAACACCAACAGGAGCACCCACAGACAAUCCAACAGGAAUUCCCACAAGAAUAACAAGCCCACCAACGAAGAGUCCCACGGACUCACCGACUAGCUCGCCGACCGGCGCAAGCACCAAACAACCUUCUAUUGCUUCCACUGACGACAACGUUGAAAAUUCGCCAACAGCACCAGAAUCACAACAACCAACACUACAACCUUCGAUGGAAGAAAUGACAAUGGUCACAAUCACAAAAACUCCCACAAAUAGCCCCACCACCAUCACCACCACCACCACCGCCGCCACCACUACGACUCAAUCAACAGCAACGCCAACAGCAACAUCCACUACAAGCGAGCCUACAGCAAUGGCAUCAACCGCAACACCGACAGUCCCGACCACCGACAAGCCUUCCGUUACAACCACUACGGAUCCACCAAAGCCUACAAACAGUCCCACUGCAACAAAGCCGCCUGCAGCGGUUACCCCAGUACCAGUACCCACGCAAGAUACUUGGAUGACGGUGGAACGUCCAAGGCCCACUCCCGAGACUGCCGCCACCAUCAAACCCACCUAUACAAACGCAUACUGGAGUGUCAACAAGGCCCUCGAAGAAGAAUUGGUGGAAAUGGAUUGCCCUUCUGAUAACGUGCAACACUUUCAAACCAAUAUUCGAGUGGAAUACGAUGGACGACCAGAGCUCCUAACCCCUGACGAAAUUUCCACUCUCGAACGGUCAAUGGCGACCCUCUACAACACCGAAAGCACUAUGCUUUGUGAUUCUUACUUUCGAAACAUUCAAAGCAUUGAGUUGCAACUGGGUUCUCGUGGUUACGUAUUCCAAAUUACCGCCACCUGCCGCGACUGUCCCGUCGACACGACUUCGCUCCUGGCUGGUUCAGUCGCCGAGACGAUUCGUAUGGCUGCAAAAGAUUGGUUUGCUGAAAAGUUUGACACGGCUUCCGAGAGUGCUGGUGAUUCGUACUACGGCUGGAUCAGUCAAUAUGGCGGCAGAAUGGUAAACAGCGACGGCCUGACUUCACGCGCACGACAACAAGAACGGAGACGAGUGGUGCAGGAGGACUUGUGUUAUUGCCCACCAGACAAGUCACCCUCUUCGCCACAAGCGGUCACCCAGAAGGAGUUUGUCAGGAUACAAAACGUGGCCAUUGAGGAACUUCGCACAGCGGGAUUGAUCACCAGUGUUGAAGGCAUUCUGAGUGUGCAAGAAAUUAGUUAGUAAUCAGACGAGCUGCCGAAACGGAACGAACAACCGAGCCCAUCUCUGCGGCACCGCUUUGGGGGUGCUAUUGUUCCGACUACGACUGGAGGACUUCCUCCGGCGAGGAUCUUCAGUUCUUUGCGGUGGACUGGAAGGUGGGAAGCUCACGAACGGUGGUCGAGUCGCGGGAAUCAAAUCCGCAGCACCCGGAACGCCACCCACCUCGGCAACACCUCGCUCUGCACUCUGCAAGUACGAAGACGGACUCGACUCUAGAUCUAGCUAGACAAA